Molecule: messenger RNA, 1305 nt
Organism: Metarhizium robertsii ARSEF 23
Lineage: Eukaryota; Fungi; Ascomycota; Sordariomycetes; Hypocreales; Clavicipitaceae
Product: DEAD/DEAH box helicase
Exons: 5
Coding region: 1-1305 (434 amino acids)
Biological process (GO): mRNA splicing, via spliceosome; mRNA export from nucleus
Molecular function (GO): RNA helicase activity; RNA binding; ATP binding
Source: RefSeq, a predicted model, not a curated record
AUGUCUCACGAGGAGGAUCUCAUCGACUACUCUGAUGAGGAAAUUGGCGCCAACGAGACCGCCGCCGCCGGCUCCAACGGCAAGAAAGGCGAACUCGCUGCCUCUACCGAUGUCGACAAGAAGGGCAGUUAUGUUGGUAUUCACUCGACCGGCUUCCGCGACUUCUUGCUGAAGCCUGAGCUCCUCCGUGCUAUCGGCGACUGUGGUUUCGAGCAUCCAUCGGAGGUCCAACAAACCUGUAUCCCUCAGGCGCUCCUCGGUGGUGAUAUUAUUUGCCAGGCCAAGUCCGGUCUGGGCAAGACGGCUGUCUUCGUCCUUGCUACUUUGCAGCAGGUCGAGCCCGUCAACGGAGAGGUUUCAGUUGUGGUCAUGUGCCACACCCGUGAACUUGCCUACCAGAUUCGCGAUGAGUACAACCGAUUCAGCAAGUACAUGCCCGACAUCAAGACUGGCGUGUUCUUUGGUGGCACUCCCAUCAAGACCGACAUGGAGACCUUGAAGAACAAGGACACCUGCCCCCACAUUAUCGUUGGUACUCCAGGUCGUCUCAAGGCUCUUGUCCGCGACAAGGCUCUACGCCUCGGCAGUGUUCGCAUCUUUGUUCUUGAUGAAUGCGACAAGAUGCUUGAUCAGCCUGACAUGCGUACUGAUGUCCAGGAUGUCUUCCGCGCCACCCCUACCCAGAAGCAGGUCAUGAUGUUCUCUGCUACUUUGGCUAAUGAGAUCAAGCCCAUCUGCAGGAAGUUCAUGCAGAACCCCACCGAGCACUAUGUCGAUGAGGACACCAAGCUCACUCUGCAUGGUCUUCAGCAGUACUACAUCAAGCUCGAAGAGAAGGAAAAGAACAGAAAGCUGAAUGAGCUUCUCGACGAACUCCAAUUCAACCAGGUCAUCAUCUUUGUCAAGAGCACCAUUCGUGCCACCGAGCUUGACAAGUUGCUGCGCGAAUGCAACUUCCCUUCGAUUGCGGUGCACUCUGGUGUGAGCCAGGAGGAGCGUAUCAAACGUUACAAGGAGUUUAAGGAGUUCAAGAAGAGAAUUUGCGUUGCGACGGACGUUUUUGGUCGUGGUAUUGAUAUUGAACGUAUCAACUUGGCGAUCAACUACGAUCUCCCUGCCGAUGCUAGUUCGUACCUCCACCGUGUCGGUCGUGCCGGCCGUUUCGGUACCAAGGGUCUUGCCAUCUCGUUUGUCAGUUCAGACCAGGACCAAGACGUGCUUAAAGAGAUUGAGAAGCGGUUCGAAGUUGCCCUACCUGAAUUUCCCAAGGAGGGUGUCGAUGCCAGCACAUAUAUGGCUUCGUAA